Sesamum indicum (sesame) is the source of this 2286-nucleotide messenger RNA. RefSeq names its product Pentatricopeptide repeat (PPR) superfamily protein. The record is from RefSeq and is a predicted model, not a curated record. Lineage: Eukaryota; Viridiplantae; Streptophyta; Magnoliopsida; Lamiales; Pedaliaceae. Gene Ontology annotation, molecular function: protein binding.
AAAUUGCACUUUACCCUCCUUUCUUUCGGUCCUUGUUUCUCUAGUCCUAUCUUUGUAUUUCCAGCCAAAAAGAAGUUUCCAGUUUUAACCCAGAUCAAAGACAUGUCCCUAAUGCUUCGACCUGCAAAAUUCACCAAACCUUCCAUAAACCUCCUCCACCUCCACCAACACCUUCAAUCCUUAACCACCACCGCCGCAGCCUCUCCUCCACCAGUUCCAAGUGCCGUAGGCCCUAUUGAUGAAGCCCACCUCCUUAGAGUUUGCACAGUCCUCUACCAACAGCAAAACGCACCUGAUACGAAACUGCAUGCCAGCCUCAGCAAAACACCGUUCCAUCUCAGUCACGAGUUUUUCCUCCAAGUAUGCAACAAGUUCCCAUAUUCUUGGCGACCAGUUUACAGAUUUCAUAAAUUCUCCCUUUCCCAACAGAAUUUCACCCACACCUCAACCACGUUUAACAAGACUCUUGACAUAGUGGGAAAAUCAAGAAACAUUGACCUUUUCUGGGAUCUCUGCCACGAAAUAGGAAAACUUCGUUUGGCUAACCUCAAGACUUACAUAAUCGCAUUGAGAACACUAGCUGCUGCUAGAGAGUUAAAGAAGUGUGUUGAGUUUUUCCAUUUGAUGAAUGGGUUUGGAUACGAGUACAAAGUUGAGACCUUUAACAAGGUGGUUGAAGCUUUGUGUAGAAACAAGCUUGUACUGGAGGCUAAGCAUGUAGUAGUGAAGUUGAGAGAUCGCAUUGAGCCUGAUGGGGUGACUUACAGGUGGUUGAUAUAUGGAUUUUGCGAUGUAGGCGAUUUGAUUGAGGCCUCAAAGGUGUGGAAUUUGAUGGUGGAUGAGGGGUUCGAGCCUGACGUUGAUGCAGCAGAGAUUAUGUUGGAGACCCUAUUCAAGAAUAAUAAGUUAGAUGAGGGAUUGAAGCUUUUUCAGUCAAUGAGGGUGAAGAGGAUGGAUGAUUUGGGGCUGUCUACGUAUCGGCUUGUGAUCAAGUGGUUGUGUAAGAGAGGCAAAUUGGGGGAGAGCUAUGUGGUGUUUGAGGAAAUGCAAAUGAGAGGGAUUAAACCUGAUAAUGAGGUAUUAGGCUCCAUAAUUUAUGGGCUUAUGAGUCGAGGAAGGGUGAAUGAGGCUUUUAAGGUUCUUGAAGGGGCUGAAAAUGCUGAUAUACGUGUGUAUCAUGGGAUGAUCAAGGGGCUCUUGAAGUUGAAGAAACCCAGUGAGGCUACACAAGUCUUCAGGGAGAUGAUAAAACGAGGUUGUGAGCCAACGAUGCAUACAUAUGUCAUGUUGUUGCAGGGACAUUUGGGGAAGAGAGGGAGGAAAGGGGAAGAUCUGUUGGUGAAUUUUGACACGAUUUUUGUUGGAGGUUUGGUUAAGGCAGGGAAGUCAUUGGAAGCAACCAAGUAUGUGGAGAGAGUGAUAGACAGAGGACAUGAGGUGCCGAGGUUUGAUUACAACAAGUUCUUGCAUUACUUUUCUAAUGAAGAAGGUGUAGUUAUGUUUGAGGUUAUGGCUGAGAAGUUGAGAGAAGUUGGAUUGUUUGAUUUAGCAGAUAUAUUUGCUAGGUAUGGCCAGAAAAUGUCAACUAGAGAUCGACGAAGAAAUAGAGCAACCAAAUCAUUAGAAGAGCUUUCACUUACAUUACCACCUACUUCUAGGGUGUGAUCUGAUGCGUGCUUGGUUAAAGAGAAUUUGUUCGUCGUUGUGGCUUGUAGCUAUAACUCAGAAUGUGAUGAUAAGAAACAAGACAAAUUGAUAGCCUUUAAAGCAAUGACAUUCAUGCUGGGUACAAAAUUUGGGAUGAGAAUUGUUGCUUAUAAUGUCUUAUAUUCCAUGGCUUAUGGCAGUAACUGUUGGUAACUAGUAAUUUAACUGUUUUCCUUGAACCUGGCUACUUCUGCAGCACCAUUUCCUCUGAUCUACAUCGUGUCAUAACCUCUGACUCCGCCUUUUGAGGACAUCUUUUUCCAGAUAAAAGCACAAGGCAGUUUUAUAUGUAACCUCUAUCGAACAGGCACGCAUCCUAGUUGGCAGUAAUACCAGGAUACUUGAUGUGAUUACGAGGAGUCAAGAUUAUGUUCAUACACAAGAUGAUCACCAUACAGUUCUUGUUCCUGAACGUCGUUUUCUAACAAAUGGUUUUUGGCAUACAAGCAGGCGCUAGUCACUCCCGUUUUGCAGAUCAAUCUCCGCGGCUUCCCCGGGAAGCUGUGUGACAAGAAUCCCUGCUCUCUCUAUCAGACCAACCUUUUCAGAAAUGAUAAUCCAUCCCCGCCAACAACGCCU